Molecule: messenger RNA, 723 nt
Organism: Leucoraja erinaceus (little skate)
Lineage: Eukaryota; Metazoa; Chordata; Chondrichthyes; Rajiformes; Rajidae
Product: protein shisa-like-2B
Exons: 3
Coding region: 77-595 (172 amino acids)
Source: RefSeq, a predicted model, not a curated record
CGGCCACUUGCCGUGAGCCCAGGCAGCGGGUGGCGGGCGGAGAGAGUCUUCCUCCCGCCCCAACCCACCGCUAAAGAUGAGCGGAGCGGCGCGCGUUUGCAGCGCUUACUCCAACGCGGAGGAGCUGAUGGCAAGUUUCAGGUGUCCGAGGAAGACGGACGACGUGGGAAAGGUUUACUGCUGCGGGUUCUCCGAUCUCAAGUACUGCUGCGAUGAGGCGGGCAACUAUUUCCCUUACCCGCAUAGCUACAUGUGGUCGCUGAGUAUAGGUGCGAUGGUGGGAUUAGGAGUUGCUGCCCUUCUUCUGCUGGUAUUUGUCAUUAGUGCUUUUGCGAUGUGUUGUUUAUUUCUCUACAAUAAACCACAAAGAUUAGAUUCUGGCCUCAAGCUUCAAAGCCUCACAACAUCUCCAUCACACAAGCGGACAAACAAACAUGGAAUUUUGGAAACAACAUUACAGCCGUCAGCGGCAGCUGCCCCAUCACUGAUCACAAAUGAAAUUACUGAAGAGAAACUGUUAGCAACAGUAGUAGAGACUGAUAUUGCAGCAACAAAACUCUCAUCAGUUUGUACAAGUAAAAUAGGCAGGUACUAAAUUUAAAAACAAAUGUUAAUUCCACUUAAUUAACAGAAAAUAUACCAUAAUCUAUAUACAAAAAUGAUAAAUGUGGCAAGUAUAUGAAAUGUGUGCAGCUCUAACAACAAAAGCAUAAUCUUUAAAAU